AUGCAAGUAUCAAACGUUCAAGAGGUGCACGAUGACGAAAUAGGUGACCUUUGCAGCACGUACAACGAGGUGUUCGAACCAGCCAUGGGUGUCAUAAAAGACUUCAAAGCAAGUGUAUUCUUAAAACCGUCAGCAACACCAAAGUUUUUCAAGAGCCGUCAAAUUCCAUUUGCACAGAUGGACCAAUUCAGAGCUGAGGCAGACAGACUUACACAAGCCGGAAUUUGGAAGCCGAUCAAAUUCAGCAAUUGGGCAUCCCCAAUUGUGCUUGCACCAAAACCAGGAGGCGCAAUUCGCAUAUGUGGCGACUUUAAGCAAGCAGUCAACGCACAGAUCGAUGUUGAACAGUACCCGCUACCGACAAAAGAGGCUCUGUUUCACAUAAUACGUCACGGCAAGCAGUUCAGCAAAAUCGAUUUAAAGGAUGCCUAUCUUCAAAUGGAACUGGAUGAGGAUUCAAAAACUUUCAUGGUCGUCAACACACCCCUUGGCCUAUUUCAAUACCAGCGCCUUCCCUACGGGAUUGCCAGUGCUCCAGCGAUCUUCCAAAGGUAUUUGGAGCAGCUUCUAAAAGGAGUAGAAGGAUGUGGCAACUACUUAGAUGACAUCAUCAUCUCAGCACCUACAAGCGGGCAACAUCUAAAGCGAAUCGACCAAGUUCUCAGUAUUCUUCGUGAGAAUGGUAUCAGAUGCAAAAAGGAGAAAUGCUUCUUUUUUACGGACGAAAUAGAGUACUUAGGACGAAGAAUCAGCGCUGAAGGGAUUCUUCCAGACAGCUCAGGCUUGGAGGCUGUUAAAUUGUUGCGUCCGCCUUCUAAUCUACAGCAAUUAGAAGCAUUCAUGGGUAAAGUUAAUUACUAUUGCAACUUUAUACCGAAUUAUUCUCAGUUGGCCGCUCCUUUGAACCAGCUUCGCAGAAAAAAUGUAGCAUACCUUUUUGGGCCGCAACAACAACAAGCUUUUACAUCCCUGAAGUCCCAUAUAAUCAACGCUACUCAGCUAGCUCAUUUUGAUGAAAACCUACCAUUAGUCCUUGCAACGGAUGCAUCAUCUUUUGGUAUCGGUGUAGUCCUUUCGCAUAUACAACAAGAUGGCAAGGAGAGACCUAUUGUUUUCGCAUCAAAAACGCUUGACAAGCAUCAGGUUAAAUACAGCCAAAUCGAAAAAGAAGGACUUUCUAUAAUAUUCGGAGUAAAACGUUUUCACCAAUAUUUGUACGGCCGAAAGUUUACCCUUAUAACGGAUCACAAGCCACUUGUAACGAUUUUCAAUCCAGGCAAGCAUCUUCCUUUAAUGACGUCAAACAGGCUACAGCGCUGGGCCAUCAUUCUCAUGGCCUAUAACUUUGAAAUUCAGUAUCGAUCUACAUCUGCUCAUGGCAACGCAGAUGCCUUAUCGCGCCUUCCCGUGGGCAUGGAUCCGGAUUUCGACAGAGAAGAAGAAGCCUGCCACGUCGUAAUGGAACUGUCACCACCGAUCAAUUCUGAGAUUAUUCGCAACCACAUCGAAAAGGACAAACUUCUCAAACAAGUCUUACGGUAUGUUACUGUAGGAUGGCCAGAAAAACUUCAGCAGGGCGAGGAAGCAUUAUCACCAUACUUUAAUCGAAAAUUUGCCCUCACGAUCAACAAAAAAUUGCUUUGCCUACACACAGAUGCCAGUCGUGUAGUAAUCCCAGUAACUCUUCAAGCGCAUAUCCUGAAGCUGUUACACGAAGGACAUUGGGGCAUUGUUCGAAUGAAGCAGUUAGCCAGACAACAUGUUUGGUGGCCUACGAUCGACGCAGACAUUAAAAACCUUGCUCAGUCAUGCAGCAUCUGCAAGUGCAACAAUCCUGCUCCUCCAAAAGAGUAUCAAAGUUGGCCUGCAGCAACAACAGCGUGGGAGCGAAUUCAUAUCGACUUCGCCGGCCCAAUAUUCGAUUCUAUGUGGCUAAUCUGCGUAGACGCUUACUCGCAGUUCCCAUUUGUAGUUCAAAUGUCGUCCACUACAACCGCUAACACGAUCGCUGCACUAUCAUCGAUAUUCGCCAUCGAAGGAUAUCCAAAAACCAUGGUCAGCGACAACGGUCCGCAGCUUACGGCUGACGCCUUCGAGGAAUUCUGCAAACAUCAUGGAAUAAAACACAUAACCACAGCACCGUUCCAUCCGGCAUCCAACGGAUUAGCAGAGCGUUUCGUUCAGACGUUCAAAUUCUCAGUCAAGAAGAACCUCAAAGACGGUAUACCAGUCCGAGUAGCAGUUUCUAAAUACCUUUCUUCUUACAGGUUCACUCCAAACUCCAACGGAAAAUCUCUACUAAGUCAACUUUUCGAGCAGCCUGUCGAAGCCAAGCAAUCGGUUACCAAGUACGUCCCAAAUCAAAUGGUCUACGCUCGUAACUACUCGAGGGGAGAAAAGUGGAUUGAAGGCAUUAUCGACCGUCCAAUUGGAAAAAUGCUUUUCAUCGUUCGCACCACAAAUGGUUAUAUCAAGCGCCAUUUCAACCAGCUAAAACCGAAGUUCUCAGCAAGCAGCCCCAUCGAAAAACCUCCAGAAUUCUGGUGGAUUCCGGAUAUUCCCCAAACAUCUUCAAAUCAACCACCACAACAACAAGAUCAACCACCACUACAAGAAGAUCAACCGGUAACUCCGCCAGCCGUUCAGCAACGUGAUCCUGAACCUGGGCCACCUGAGAGCUCCACAUCAUCUAACCAACAACCAAGACAAAAACAACCAGCACGACGUUCAUCCGGCAUACCUGUUCGCCAAAGUAGUCGUGUUCGCCAAGAAGUAAAUCGUUUCAAGCCCAAGGAUUUCCGAAAACCAAAAAAUACUAUUCGUUCUUAA
Messenger RNA from Drosophila rhopaloa, 2829 nucleotides. RefSeq lists its product as uncharacterized. The coding region runs from base 1 to 2829 and encodes 942 amino acids. The record is from RefSeq and is a predicted model, not a curated record. The transcript has a single exon. Gene Ontology annotation, biological process: DNA integration. Gene Ontology annotation, molecular function: nucleic acid binding. Lineage: Eukaryota; Metazoa; Arthropoda; Insecta; Diptera; Drosophilidae.